AUGAAUUCACCAUCCUCCUCGACCAGCUUCGUGGCGGCUCUGGAGGCGGAGUAUCGCCAACUGUCCACGGAGGCCCGGAAGACGGAGGGCUUUGCGGGCCUCUUCACCUCCACCGACCACCCCGAGAUCAAGGAGGCGGCGGAGAAGGCGCUACUGCGCAUCAGGUCCCUGGCUGACGUCCCUGAUGCCAACACACAGCUGGCCCAGUGCAAGGAGCUCUUCCGCCCCCUCCAGCUCGCGGCGGACACCCGCUCGCCCCGGCUAGCCGGCCAGGCCCUGGCCACCGCGCAGAAGCUGCUGGCCAACUCGGCCGCGUCGGCCGAGGGGGCCGAAGCGGUGCUGGGCAUGCUGACCUCCGCCGCCCGGCUCUCCGACGAGCGCGUGCAGCUCAAGUGCCUGCAGACGGCGCUGACCCUGCUGCAGUCACCCCUGCACCCCAUCACCUCCGCCGCGCUGGGCCCGCUGCUGGGCGUCUGCUUCGGCUUCCUGGCGGCCAAGGGCUUCAAGUCCACGGUGACCACCACCGCGGCGGCCACGGUGCGCCAGGCGCUGGCGCUACUGCUGUCCUACAUCCGGGAGGGCGAGGUCCUGGAACUCCUGGAGUUUGUGCUUGCCACCUCCCCCGCCUGCUUCAUGGACAUCCUCGGCCUGCAGCCCAUCGUGGCGCAGACCAUGCCCGAUCUGCUCAGGCCGCAGCUCCAGGACCAUCUGGACGCAGGGGUGGCGGCCUCAGCCUUCGCCACGGCGCACUUCCCCACGCUGCGUGCUGCGCUGCGCUGCGUGCGCACCCUGCUCGGCACCUUCCAUUGCCAGCUGGGGGCUGGCGCCGGGCCCCUGGUCCAGAGCCUACUCUCAGGCCUGCAGGCGGGCCAGCCCAACUUCCAGAGGGUGGCGGUGCUCCAUGCUGUGGUGCUGCUCCUCGGGGAUGGCCCCCUGCUCGCCUGGCUGGGAGCCAAGUAUGACCACGACAAGGCGUCCCGCUCCGAGCCUGUGCGCAGCCUGGCCGAGGCCUGCCUGCUGGUGCUGGAAAGCGUGGAGAAGGGGCGUGACGCCGAGGACGAUCCGCUGCCGGCCGCCAUGGCCCGCGCGCUGCUGGGCCGGCCAGGGUCGCUGGAGCCGGACCCUGGCACCGGCGCUGCUACUGCGGCAGGGCAGCGCGCGGCCCUGGCGGCCCUGGCCCUGGAGGGGAUGAGUGCGUUUGCCGUGACCCUGGAGGGCCUGGCAGGGGGCCUGCCUGCCGGGUGGGACUCGGGGGAGGGCGACGCGGCGGCUGGCGAUGCAGCAGCCACGACACUCUCGAAUGCUGCAGCCUCGGACGCCGCUGUGCACGACACGGCGACGACAGAGCCUGGGGCCCCGUCUGCGGACGACGUCCUGCGGACGCUGCUGGAUUCCACCUGGAAACCCAUGCUCGACACGCUGCGGCGUCUGCUCGGUGCCGGACCCCUGGCCCCGCCCCUGCUCCAGGAGCUCCUCAAGGUGGAGUCUGGACUGCUGCUGGCGCUGGGGCGCAUGACGGACGUGCUGCUGGCCAACACGCAGCGCUUGCAGGACCUCUGGGCCGUCUUCCUCAGCCACGUGCUGGAGGUGCUGGCCGCUGCCCAGCCCAGCGCGCGCGUGGUGGUGGUGGAGGCGCUGGGCCGCCACAUGCUGCUGGUCUCGCUGGAGUCGGUGUACGGCGGGGAGCGGGAGCCGGAGGUGCGGCGUGCGGUGCUGCGCGUGCUGCUGAGCACGCUGCAGCGCCACGGCGAGCGCCUGGGCGGCGGCUGGGGCGCCGUCUUCCGCCUGCUGGCGGCCGUGCCGGAGGCGCGCGACGCCGCUGCCACCGACCUCGGCUUCCAGGCAGUGCAGCUGGUGGCGGGGGACUUUGCCGCGGGGCUGGGGGCGGCGCGCCUCCGCCGCUGCCUGGAGGUGGCCGCCGUCUACGGCGCGCAGCAGGAGGAUGUGAACGUGAGCCUGACCACCAUCAGCCUGCUGUGGAACGUGGCAGAUCUGGUAGGCAGGGCCGCGCCGGGGUCCGAAGGCGGCGCCCCUGACGGCGACACAGGGGAAGAGGCCGUGUCGCCGGGGGCGGGCCUGCGCCUGACCCAGGAGGAGGGCGAUGUCAUCCUGGAGCUCAUCUUCUCGGCCCUGCAGGCAAGUCUGCUUGAGAUGGGGAGAGAUGUGCUUGGCCUGGCCUCUGACCCACGGCCCGAGGUCCGUAACUCGGGCCUGCGCACCCUGUUUGCAGUGGUCAUGUCGCAGGGCGGCCGUCUGUCGCGCGCGCGGUGGGAGGCCUGCCUCUGGGACAUGCUCUUCCCCUUGCUCCGCCAUGCCUUCCACAUGUCGGUCACCAGCAGCCGCGAGGAGUCUGGCCCUGCCGCCCUGGGGCGCUCACGCGGCGAGACCGUGCACCUGGUGGUGCACCACUCCCACAACAGCGAGGCCAAGCAGUGGGACGAGACGGUGGUGCUGGCCCUGGGCGGCAUGGGGCGCCUGCUCCGCGCCCACCUGACCCUCAUCGUCACCCUGGACCAGGGGGAGGCAGGCUGGGAGGAGAUGAUGGUGGUGAUCGAGUCCUGCAUGGCCGGCGCGCGCAAGCGCGUGGCCCUGGCGGCCGUGGGCGUGCUGGGCUCGCUGCUGGCGGCGCACGGCGGGCGACGCGAUGUGCUGGGCGAGGCGGCCUGGGCGCGCGCCGUGCGCGCCGUGGAGGUGGGCGUGGAGGCCGCGGCCAACCCCACCUGCCGCGUGCCGCUGGCGCGCUGCGCGCGGCACCCCUGGUCCGACGACGACGCGUCCAACGGCGGGGCAGCCGCCUACGGCCUGCCCCCCGUGCAGAAAGCCGUUCUGGCGGCGCUGCCCGCCAUCGCGCCGCAGCCCGAUGAGGAGGAGCUGUGGAUCGACUUUUUGGCGACGCUGGCCCGGCUGCUGCACCCGGGCCAGAUUCUGGAAGCAGCGCGCUCUGCGGCUGAUGGCGAGCAGCGGCCAGAGCACCCCGUGGUUGGGCGCCAGGUGUCGGCCGCGCGCCUGCUGACGGAGGGUGGGGUGGAGGUCCAGUCUGCGCUUUCCUCCUCCUUCCUGCUCCAGGUGCUGGAGGCGCUGGUGCGGUACUACACCCCGGCUCCCAGUGGGGUCAGGGCGGCAACGCUGGCGGCGACGGUGGGCUGCCUGGGCGCCUGCAUGGCGGUUCGGCACACAGUCUACGACGAGGCGCUGUGGAGGGCGGCCGCAAAGGCCUUCACCUCCAUCGUCCCGCAGGGCCUGCCAGCCCUGGUUGCCGCGAAUGACCCGAAGCUGGAAGCCAGGGCGUGGGCAGCCCUGGCCGACGCCCUGGAGCUCUUCCUGCUGGGUCGAGGGGUCGAGUUCCCAACCACGGAGCCAACGCCAGAGAACGGAGCUGCACAUGCAGGUGGUGCUGGGAUGGAGGCGGCAACCCGUGACCCCGGCUCCAUCCAGAUGGCCUCUGUGACAUCCGACGCGCAUCAGGCCAGCAAUCAAGACGCAGCACAGCAGCAGGCGUCCGCCGCCACCGCUGCCGUGCAGUCCGAUGACCCUGAUGCCACCGCGGCCUCCGCAGCCAGCGAUUCGGAGCUGGAGGCAGCGGUACUGGACACGCUGACCGACGCCAUCCUGGCCAGCGCGCCCAGCAUGCCGCCACCCACCCUGGACCGCUUCGUGGCGAUCGUGGACGGCGGCGUCUGCCGGCCGCCCUGGCUGGCGCGGCAACUGCCGCACGCGGGGCUGGGCUUCUCCCAGGCCUGCCUCAGGAAGCUGUAUGUCGUGGCCGCGCGGUACGGGGCCGGCGGCGACGGAUCCCGGGGCGGCGGGGGCGACGGACUCAGAAAUGGCGAGGGCGAGGAGGGCCAGCUGCCCGCGGCGGUGGCAGCGCUGAGGGCGCUGCUGGCGCGGUGCGACCACAUGGUGCAAGCCGCCGUGGACGCCAAGACCCUGGGGGCUGAGGAGGGGGCCGCUAGGGCCAGGUAUGGCGGACCCAGCGGCCAGCCCCGACUGGACGAGGUGUUGUGCAUGCUGGAGGUCCUGGCCUCUUUGACCCUGGACCCGGCGGUGGCAGACGCCCUGCUGGACGGCGCGGACGGCCAGUUGCGGCAGUUGGUCGGGGUGGCAAGGGGGUGCGCCGGCAGGCGGCGCGGGCGGGAGCGGACCCACCUCCUGCUCAUCUACCCCGCCCUCGUCCAAGCCGUGGCGCUGCAAGAGCCCCGCCUUCGCGAGAUGGUCAGGGACGUGCUACAACUGGCCGGUGCCGAGCUAGGGCUGGGCGUGGCGGCCUCGCCAAGAGCUGAAUGA
This is a messenger RNA of Auxenochlorella protothecoides, 4284 nucleotides long. RefSeq names its product MON2-like protein. The record is from RefSeq and is a predicted model, not a curated record. Bases 1 to 4284 code for a protein of 1427 amino acids. The transcript is spliced from 20 exons. NCBI's taxonomy places the organism in Eukaryota, Viridiplantae, Chlorophyta, Trebouxiophyceae, Chlorellales, Chlorellaceae.